UUUCCAACUCCAUAAACACAGCCUCAAAAAAACACAAAUCAGAAAAAUUGUUGUUGUCCGAAAUUUUUUUGUCCAGACAGACGGAGAGGGAGGGCGAGAGAGAGAGAGAGAGAGAGGAGGGGAGUGGUCAAAAUGGGGAAUUCAUUUGGGUGCUCAGCUUCAGGGGAGAGGUUAGUUUCAGCAGCAAGAGAUGGAGAUUUGGUGGAAGCCAAGAUGUUAUUGGAUUGUAAUCCUUGUCUAGCUAAAUAUUCAACUUUUGGUGGCCUUAAUUCUCCUCUCCAUUUUGCUGCUGCUAAAGGCCACAAUGAGAUUGUGGGGUUGUUGUUAGAGAAUGGAGCUGAUGUGAAUUCCAGGAAUUACUGUGGCCAGACGGCAUUGAUGCAAGCUUGUAGAUAUGGACACUGGGAAGUUGUGCAGACACUUUUAUUGUUUAGGUGCAAUGUUACAAGGGCAGAUUAUCUUAAUGGAAGGACUGCUCUACACUUUGCAGCUGUAAAUGGGCAUGCAAGAUGUAUAAGAUUAGUUGUAGCAGAUUUUGUUCCUAGUGCCCCUUUUGAAGCUAUGCAUGCUCGGAUAGAAGGUGAAACUGGGGAUGGUUCUAGUGAGAAGAACAGAUUUGACCAGAGUGCGCUGUCCAGGUUUGUAAAUAAGGCGGCUGAUGGUGGUAUCACUGCUCUUCACAUGGUUGCAUUGAAUGGGUAUUUUGAUUGUGUACAGCUUCUACUUGAUAUUCAUGCAAAUGUAUCAUCAGAGACAUUUCAUUAUGGGACAACGAUGGAUUUGAUAGGGGCUGGAAGCACCCCCUUGCAUUAUGCUGCCUGUGGGGGCAAUUUAAAAUGCUGUCAGAUCCUUCUUGCAAGAGGUGCCAGUCGGACGACAUUAAAUUGCAACGGGUGGCUGCCUGUUGAUGUUGCUAGGAUGUGGGGGCGUCAUUGGCUUGAACCAUUGUUGGCACCAAACUCUGAAUCUACAUUACCUAGAUUUCCUCACUCUAAUUACUUAGCCUUGCCUCUUUUGAGUGUACUUAACAUAGCAAGAGAGAGUGGGCUGCAAUACUCGACAAGGUCCUCUGAUGACCCUGAUAUUUGCGCUGUUUGCCUGGAGAGAGCAUGCAAUGUGGCCGCGGAAGGAUGCCAUUCGCUUCUUGUUAUUGAUCGGCUGUUCUUCUCAUAUUUAGGGUGCAGGCAUGAGCUUUGUGUAAGAUGCGCACUCUACCUGUGCUCAACAUGCAAUAUCUCAUCCGAAAUGGUAGGCCCUACUGGCUCCAUCCCAUGUCCUCUUUGCAGGCAUGGCAUUGUCUCUUUUGAUAGUCUGCCUGGUUCCUCGGCAAAGGAAAUGAAGCUUCCUCUGUCUCUUGGCCUCUGUGCUCCAUGCAUGCUUCAUCCUCGUGACAUGGAUGGGAAAUCGCUAGCAUGUUUACCAGAGGUCCGAAAGAAUCGAGUGGCUUCAGUUUCUUCUGAUUUUCUCUGCCCAGUCACUUGCAGCCCAUUUCCUUCUGUUGCCAUCCCUUUAUGUACCUGCAAUGAUGAACCAUGCCCAUCUCUUGAAACCCAAGAGGCUGAAUCACAAGAUGAAUCCUCUCACCGGUCGCAAACAUCUGUAGAGCAGGUUAAAGUGGAAGGACCAAGGCUUGAGAAAACAAGCUGUUCGAGUAUGUUUUGGGGUAGAAGGAGCUGCAGCAGAGAGCAUCAGUGCACUUCAGAAAUAAAUGCAUGACUUGUUUUGCUGGAUGAAAGGUCUAGAUUGAAUGUUUUGCUGACACCAGUGCGCGCGCAAGGUUGUGAUAUUUCGUCAUACCAACACUGAAUUUUCAAAAUACAUGUUUGCUUCCAGUUUUUCUCGGCUGGCUACAUGGUAAAUGGAUUUAGGAUUGGAAACAAGGCAUUUGACUCUGCCCUUUCGAUGUAUUUUUAAAAUAUUUGGUGAGGGUUGUAAAAAUUGCAUGGGGGGUUUACAGAUCGAUUGUAAUUGUAUGUCAUCGAAGAAGACCUUUUGUCCCUU
Messenger RNA from Populus nigra (black poplar), 2001 nucleotides. Its product is annotated as E3 ubiquitin-protein ligase XBAT33-like. Gene Ontology annotation, molecular function: chloroplast targeting sequence receptor activity; protein binding. NCBI's taxonomy places the organism in Eukaryota, Viridiplantae, Streptophyta, Magnoliopsida, Malpighiales, Salicaceae. Bases 133 to 1716 code for a protein of 527 amino acids. The transcript has 10 exons. The record is from RefSeq and is a predicted model, not a curated record. Gene Ontology annotation, cellular component: chloroplast outer membrane. Gene Ontology annotation, biological process: protein targeting to chloroplast.